Penicillium samsonianum is the source of this 1626-nucleotide messenger RNA. RefSeq names its product putative allantoate permease of the major facilitator superfamily. The record is from RefSeq and is a predicted model, not a curated record. Gene Ontology annotation, biological process: L-cysteine transport; transmembrane transport. Gene Ontology annotation, cellular component: membrane. The coding region runs from base 1 to 1626 and encodes 541 amino acids. Gene Ontology annotation, molecular function: L-cysteine transmembrane transporter activity. Lineage: Eukaryota; Fungi; Ascomycota; Eurotiomycetes; Eurotiales; Aspergillaceae. The transcript has 5 exons.
AUGUUGCCCGAGCAAGGUGCGACUGUCUCGGAUUCGAGUAGGGUUCCCCCUAGCGAAAAGAGAGAGGCCGAUGUCCAAGCCACGUCGUCUGGCAGUGAACCUCCCCACGAUCCUCAUGUGGUAGACGUACGCGACACCGAUGACACAACGUAUUUCUACAACACAAACAAGGACAAGGUUCGGCCUUUGACUGCAGAGGCCGAGGGAAGACUGGUCCGCAAGAACUUCUGGUGUCUACUGAGCCAAACAUGGUGGAUCUCCUUCCUUAUUCACCUUGACAAGUCGACCCUGUCCCAGGCUAGCACUAUGGGCAUCUUCAAAGAUGUCCAGAUGUCCAAAAACGAGUACAACGAUCUAUUUGUCCUAUUCUAUGCAGGAUACCUUGUCGCUCUUUGGCCAGGUGCUUGGAUAUCGCAACGUGUUGGACACAAGUACUUUAUUACGGGGUCAUUGUUCCUCUGGGCCUUGUUACUUGGAGUCCACCCUGCAGUCAAAACCGGUAAACAGAUGAUGGCUGUGCGGUUUCUACUUGGAAUGACCGAGUCCCAGAUUGUUCCCUCAACCGCCGUGCUUCAUCAAGCGUUUUUCCCUCCGAAGAAGAGUCCAUGGGUGCAGCUCCUAUGGUGGGCAUUCGGAAGCAUGGCAAAUGUGAUGUUGACAAUGAUUGCCUACAAACUCAUCGUUGAUGACAAUGCGGGAGUCCUGGCUGGGAGUAUCAACUCAUGGAAAUGGCUUCAUAUAAUCUGUGCUGUUUUGACCUUCGCCAUCUUCAUUCCUCUCGUGAUAUUUUUGCCAAACUCGCCACUCGAUGCUAAAUGGCUUUCCACCGAAGAGAAGGUCCACACGAUCCAACUCAUUCGCGAGACUCACGCUGGAGUCACAAAUUCGACAUUCAAGUGGUCGCAGGUGCGGGAAUCUUUUACUGACUUUAAGAGUUGGCUAUUCAUCUUGCACAUGUUCUUCAAUGAGCUCCCUAACAACACAUCCCAACAGCUCCCGCUUAUCGUCGUCGGGUUUGGCUUCACUCCAGCCGAGAGUGCCUUAUUCAAUAUUAUAAAGCCAAUUUGGGGAUUCAUUUUGAUUAUCGGAUCCGCGCUCCUGCUUUAUAGUACACGGCUCGGUACAGGGUAUACGUGUGCUAUAUCCUAUAUUCCUUGCUUUGUUGGCGGCAUCAUUGAGCUGGCAUCUCCAUGGUCAAACAAAGUGGCCCUGGUAGUUGGUACCCAAAUAUCUACAUUCAAGCCAUCUUACCUUCUCGGUCUCAGUUGGGCUGGAACGACAACAACCGGGCACACAAAGAAGCUCUGCCUAAUGACUUCUUGUAUUGUCGCUGCUUCUGUUGCAAACAUGAUAUCCCCCGAAUUCUGGCAAUCAAAAUACAAACCUCGUUAUGUCUUACCCUGGGCCUUCAUGACUGCAUUCUGGUUGAUCUCACCUGCGAUGUGCAUUCUCAUUCGAUUUUACCUACAACGGGAAAACAGACGCCGAGAGCGACUUCUCGCUGAAUCCGAUACGGAUUCUGACAAAGAUGAAGUGAUUGAUACUGGCGGCCAGAUCGUCCACAUUGGUGAUCGUGAUCUUGAUAAGACUGAUCGGGAAAAUUUGAAGUUUAUGUAUCCCCUGUAA